ACUACUAUCCAAGCAAUGAAAAAAGGAGCCUGCCUAGAAAGCAAGUGGGAUUUUACGUGGCCAGAAGGAUCUAAUGUAACACUGAAUCUUGAUGAAAGGAGCCUGUGGUAUUACAGUCCACUUUGCAAACACAUCGAAGUUUGUCCGUUGUGAAAUUGGAUCCAUAAAGAACAAGAUCUGGGAUUGUUAUAGCUGCAUAUAAGAUCUGAACCAAAAAUGGCCACUGUAGAUCCAUUUCAACACAUUACAGUGGAACACCAGUAUUCACACAAAUUAACUGUGACGGUAUUGAAAGCCACAAAUGUUACAAAAGGGGCUUUUGGGGAUAUGCUUGACACGCCAGAUCCAUAUGUAGAGUUGUUCAUUCCCUCCGCCCCGGACUGCAGAAAGAGAACAAAACACUUCAAUAACAAUGUGAACCCUGUGUGGAAUGAGACCUUUGAGUUUAUUUUGGACCCCAACCAGGAAAACGUUCUGGAGAUUACAUUAAUGGAUGCUAACUACGUCAUGGAUGAGACGCUUGGCACGUCAACGUUUCUUGUAUCCUCUCUGAAACUGGGGGAGAAGAAAGUGCUUCCAUUUACUUUUAAUGAAGUCACAGAAAUGACUUUGGAAUUGUUUCUUGAAGUCUGUUCUUCAACUGAUCUCCGGUUCAGUAUGGCUCUGUGCGAUGAGGAGAAAAAAUUUCGACAGCAGCGGAAGGAGAAAAUCAUGCACAAAAUGAAAAACCUCCUAGGAGCAGAAAACAGCAAGAACUUGACUUCUUCCCGUGAUGUGCCAGUGAUAGCGGUAUUGGGUUCAGGUGGUGGAUUUCGUGCCAUGGUUGGGUUUUCUGGAGUUAUGAAAGCACUCUACGAAUCAGGAAUUUUAGACUGUGCAACAUAUAUUGCUGGUCUGUCUGGAUCUACAUGGUACAUGUCAACUUUGUAUUCUCAUCCAGAUUUCCCAAGAAAAGGACCAAAGGAGAUUAAUAAAGAAUUGAUGAACAGUGUCAGUCAUAACCCACUUCUGCUGCUCACCCCUCAGAAAGUCAAACGCUACAUUGAAGCAUUAUGGAAUAAGAAACGUUUUGGGCAGCCUGUGACGUUCACUGAUAUCUUCGGAAUGUUGAUAGGGGAAACGCUUAUCCACAAUAGGAUGAACACUACUCUGAGCAAAAUGAAAGAGAAGAUCAAUGAGGCACAAUGUGCUUUGCCACUCUUUACUUGCCUUCAUGUCAAACCUGACGUGUCAGAACUUAUGUUUGCAGAUUGGGUGGAAUUCAGUCCGUAUGAGAUUGGUAUGGCGAAGUAUGGCACAUUUAUGCCUCCUGAUUUGUUUGGAAGUAAAUUUUUUAUGGGAACAGUGGUGAAAAAGCAUGAAGAAAACCCCCUGCACUUUUUAAUGGGUGUCUGGGGCAGUGCAUUUUCUAUCUUAUUCAACAGAGUACUUGGAGUUUCCAAUUCUCAUAACAAAGGUCCCACCAUGGAAGAAGAAUUAGAAAAUAUUCGGCUAAAGCAUCUUGUGGGCAAUGAUAGUUCAGACAGUGAAGAUGAAUCACAGGCACCAAAAGGCUCUGAAAAUCCUGAGGCUGAAAACGAACUUCAAAAUAGCAACCAGGAAAGUUGGGUCCAACGCAUGCUGAUGGCCUUGGUGGGCGAUAGUUCCCUUUUCAACACCAGAGAAGGACGUGCUGGAAAAGUACACAACUUCAUGCUGGGCUUGAACCUCAACACCUGUUACCCGCUCUCCCCUCUAUCAGGCCUAGGGACUCAGGAAUCUAUGGAGGAGGAUGAAAUGGAUGCAGCAGUUGCAGAUCCCGAUGAGUUUGAGAGGAUAUAUGAGCCACUAGAUGUGAAGAGCAAAAAGAUUCAUAUAGUGGAUAGUGGGCUCACCUUUAAUCUGCCGUAUCCCCUUAUCUUAAGACCUCAGCGAGGCGUUGAUCUCAUCAUCUCCUUUGAUUUCUCUGCGAGGCCAAGUGACUCCAGUCCUCCUUUCAAAGAAAUUUUGCUUGCUGAAAAAUGGGCCAAAAUGAACAACCUUCCUUUUCCAAAAAUAGAUCCACAUGUGUUUGAUCGAGAGGGCCUGAAGGAGUGCUAUGUUUUCAAACCAAAGAAUACUGCUACAGAGAAUGACUGUCCGACAAUCAUCCAUUUUGUUCUGGCAAACAUCAACUUCCGGGAAUAUAAAGCUCCAGGUGUUCCAAGACAAACUCAGGAGGAGAAGGACUUUGCUGACUUCGAUAUUUUUGAUGAUCCUAAUACACCAUUCUCAACCUUCAACUUCCAAUAUUCCAAUGAAGCUUUCAAAAGGCUUCACGACCUAAUGGAGUUCAACACUCUGAAUAAUUUAGAUGUGAUCAAGCAAGCAGUGGUGGAGAGCAUUGACUACAGAAGACAGAAUCCAUCCCGCUGUUCUGUGUCCCUCAGCAAUAUUGAGGCAAGGAAAUACUUUAACAAGAACUCUUCUAGCAGUAACCAUACAUAGGAUAUGCACUGCAGGUGCCACUCCUUCAGGAAAUUUGCUAAAUCAGUGUCACUGGAUCGCAAGACGUUGCAACGUAUCAUUGCUCAGGUGAAGGAGCCAUGCAAAACUGACAUUGUGAAAUGUCAUGAUUCACUGUGAUUUGUAUUCUUUUGCAUUUUUUGGUUUGCAGCUACAAACACUUACAAAGCUCCAA
Pelodiscus sinensis (Chinese soft-shelled turtle) is the source of this 2659-nucleotide messenger RNA. RefSeq names its product phospholipase A2 group IVA (gene PLA2G4A). Gene Ontology annotation, biological process: glycerophospholipid catabolic process. Gene Ontology annotation, cellular component: cytosol; Golgi apparatus; nucleus. NCBI's taxonomy places the organism in Eukaryota, Metazoa, Chordata, Testudines, Trionychidae. Gene Ontology annotation, molecular function: calcium-dependent phospholipid binding; calcium ion binding. The record is from RefSeq and is a predicted model, not a curated record.